This is a messenger RNA of Anoplopoma fimbria (sablefish), 1216 nucleotides long. RefSeq names its product putative protein MSS51 homolog, mitochondrial. The transcript has 6 exons. Lineage: Eukaryota; Metazoa; Chordata; Actinopteri; Perciformes; Anoplopomatidae. The coding region runs from base 62 to 1216 and encodes 384 amino acids. The record is from RefSeq and is a predicted model, not a curated record.
CGAGGAGAAGCAGCAGGAGAAGAAACAGUGCACAGGCCGUGAGUGGCAGACUCGUUCACAAAUGACGGAAACUGAGAAAGCUGGUCUGGAUACCAAGGUCAAAGCCAUGACCUUCCAGUCUCAAAAAGAGAUGUUUGAGAAGAUGGAGGAAUCUUAUCAAAUCUGUGCCUCUUGCGAUAAGGGUCAAAAUCAACUUUCAAACUGCCAGAGCCUGAAGCGUUGUACCAGAUGUCUGAAUGUUUACUACUGCUGUAAAGACUGUCAGAAGGAGGACUGGCCCAAACACAAGAAGUUCUGCUCACAGCUGCGUCUGGCUGCCAUUGACAGAGUCGUGGAAUGGCUUUUAUUCAAAGGAUGCCUUCCAUUCCCUACAGAGAAGUGGUCAAAGCCCCAGUCAGAGGUUAAAGGCUGGGAUGACUGGCUUGCGAUGCAGGGAGAUCUAACAGCUCGCCUCGAUCCCAUUUUGAAAGGAGCAAACAUGAAAGACUUGUGGACCGACGCUGGGAGGCCUCAGCCUGACGACCAGGACCUGAAGCAGUCACUGUGGAGGGUUUGCAGCGAGUUCUUCUCCAGGCCGCUGACCAUAGCCUGGGCCAUGAGGCUGUUCGGCCUUAACCCUUAUUCCAAACCUCUCACCAUUCACCUGGUGGGGGCGGGCCACAGUGAGACUCUGGCAGCCAGACUGACGGACUACGAUGAGCUGAACAACAUGUUCCCUGGACACCAGGGUAUCACCAUAGUCAUGGUGGGACCAGAGGUGGUGAGCGGCCCCAUCGUGAGGCCUCCUCUCAGUGGGGCUGGACCCAGGCAGAGAGUCUACAUCAGCGCCUACAAGGGCCUCUACCACCAGUUCUGGGAAGACGUGGUGGAUAAAGAGGAAGCAGCCAAGCCGGACCUGGUGGUUGGAUUUCAUCCAGGAUUUGAUGCCAGUCAGGGCCUGGAUCAGGGCUGGCUUCCCACACUACUGCUCCUCAGGGAUUACGAGAUUCCUUCCCUUUUCACUGCUCUCAAUGAGACAGAGAUGACCUACUCCCUGCAGAUCCUGUUGGAGUUGGAGAUGGACAUGAAGGGAAGCGGAGCCAACCCCUUCGCCUCGUUGAAACCAGAAGUGGUGGGCUCGACUCCCAACAAGCCUCCAGUCUACUGCAACUCCCACUACUUCUGUUUUCAGGGUGUGCUGGAGACUGUGGAGUUUGAGGAACCAGAGGAGGCCUGA